Molecule: messenger RNA, 4046 nt
Organism: Amblyraja radiata (thorny skate)
Lineage: Eukaryota; Metazoa; Chordata; Chondrichthyes; Rajiformes; Rajidae
Gene: enkur
Product: enkurin, TRPC channel interacting protein
Exons: 5
Coding region: 82-846 (254 amino acids)
Cellular component (GO): axonemal microtubule; acrosomal vesicle
Molecular function (GO): calmodulin binding
Source: RefSeq, a predicted model, not a curated record
UCUGUUGUUAGCGACCGUCUCCAUGGUAACGCGCACUCACCGUCUCCACCUUCCACCAACUGCACCUUCCACCGGCCCGCCAUGGACGGCCUGCUCUCCGGCGAGUGCAUCUACAACUUGCUGCCCCAGCCCGAGGAACCGCCUCGCCACCGGCUCAAGUAUUAUUCAAAACAACGGAAAAUGGUACAAGAGGAGUUGGAGCGUAAGAAAUCUUCUUACAAAACAAUGGGUUUACCCAAGGUUGAGCCUCCUUGUCCAAGACAUCAUCUGUUGAAGCAUUCCAAGGAACCAAAACUACCAGACAGGGAACCUUACAAAGUCCCUGUAGAUGGAAUAAUAUCCUCUAUUCCAACUGACAAGCCACUCAUGGGACUCCACACAAAGAAGAAUUUUGUUGAAUCCAAUAUUGCUGAAGUCAAGAUGUCAGUCCCCAAGAAGCCUGUGCCCAUCUAUGUUGAUACCAAAAGAGGAAAUAGAAACUUAUUGGAACCAUCAGGGCUUCUUCCGACCCUCCUGCACAGAAAGGGCUAUGGGAAAAUACCAGAUUAUAUCAUCAAGCGGACAGUAGAGGAGAAGAAAGCCCAAGAAGAAUAUGAUGCCUAUGUUAAAGAGCGUAUUCGGCAAGGCUCCAUGAAACUGUUAUCUGAAGAGGAGCGAAACAAUGUGUUAAUGGGACUGAAGCAGAACUGGGAGGAACUGAAUCAUUCAUUUCAAGGUCUUUCAAUAUUGAUCGAUACUGUUUCCAAGCAAAACCAUAAAGAAAAACUUGAGACCAAAAUGAAAAAACUAGAGCAAGACAUUGACCUGAUUGAGAGGCACAAAUUUAUAUAUAUUCCACAACAUUAAAUACCUUAUUAAACUUAUUACGUAUGUUUUGGAAAAGGUGAACUGUAUUAUAAAAUGCACCUUGUAAGCAUUUGAUUCUAGUAAUUUAUCACAUAAUAUGUCUAUAGUUAUCAUAUUUAGAGGAUGUAUGCAUGAAAGUGCAAAAAUGGAGAAUUCAAAUGUAUUGUUAGCACAACAUUUGUGGGGGGGGGGAGGGGGUUUAACAAUUAUUUUAAGGUAACAAGGAAACUUUUGUAUUGUACAAACAUUUUGUAUCAAUAAUAUUGAUUUUUAUGAGAAGCUAUCAGCGGGUUUGAAUCUAUCAUUUCAGAUUUCUUAAUGGAUUAAAAUUUACACUUCGGGAGUUACCAUGUCACAGGAUAUGGAAAAUGGUUGAUCAAUAAAUCAGUUGGGGAAUGUCCACAACAAGGCACUGGAAAAGAUCACAAUACUCUGGCAGGGAUAUCUUUGUAAAACAACACCUCAAGACAUAAAUUGGCAUGUAAAGAUAGUCAGCCAUUGCAGAGAAACACUAAGAAGACAUUAAAUUGAAAACAUUGCAAAUGUAUUCUGCAUCCAUUGAAGACGAACAAAAUAAUCGACAGGAAGAAAGAUCCCUUGAAUAGAUGUCCUAGUUGUAGUCCACAACGCUCAUGUGUAAAGACAAAUCUUACAAAAGUAGCUGGAAGAUUAUGACAAUAAAUUGUGAACUCAUUUGAAAAGCCCGUUUGUGGAUUCAAGAUCUAUCACAGAAAUUUGAACAUCAAAUUAGGUUACUGUUCAGUAUCGUUCUGGGUGAAAACUAAGCUAUACACAGUAUCUGUUUUAAAUGAUACUUUAAAUAGAGACUUAAUUGACCUCAGUUGGACAUUAAAGUAUUUAUUCAUAUUAAAAAGAUCAAUGUUCCUCCUUGCACAAAUUUAUCCCUCAACUGCCAUUGUUUGAGAAAAAAAGAUUGCCAUCACAGUAGUGCUCAUAGGACCUCACCCCGUGAAAUUUAGGACGCUACCUUCCCUACCCAACAACAGUAACAAUAGUUCAAAGGGACACCAUUAGCACUAAAGCUUUUGAAAGCGGCACAAAGGUGUGAACUUCAUUGUUCAAAUACCAAGGUAAUAGAAUGCAAGGGGUGGUUAUUUGAUCACUGACCUUGAAAGCUCGGCUCACACCUUGAGAGGGGAAAUUAAGGAGAACUCUGAUUUACGGCAAGAUGGUAAGCUUGGAGGAGUGGGAGGAAAACAUUCCUGUGCCCCGGCCUGAAUGAUGUGUUGUACAGGGACUUCCCAGAAUCACCCUGUCUCCCUGCAGCUGUUGAGCUUGCAUAUGUGGGGAGUCUGACAAACAAAGGGUUAAAUCGGAGACCUACUCCCAGAGGGUAGUUCAUUUUUCUGGCCCAUUCCUGCCUCCAUUACACCAGAAGUGGGCAGGUUGGACUGGCAUUAUGACAGGCGAUAAAUAAUGUUUUGAUAUUUCAUCCAGAACCAACUUAUCUAUUUUUGUGUCUGAAACCCCCCACCCCGUCAUGACUUGCAUUAUAAUGUCAAUGUUUUUUUCAAUUAUUUUCUUUUGGGCUGCAGCAAAACUGCUUGAAGAAGGGGUUCCAUUGAAGCACUUUUUGUUGGAAUGUUUAAAUUUACCUUACCAAUAUUUAUUCAUAUGGAUGUGCACUUGGAGUGGAAUCAUCCCUCAGAGUCCUUCACAAUGCACAGUCUAGAUGGAGCUAUCAACCCGUCAAAUAAACUUUUGCUAAAUUCACAGAAUUGAGAAGGUUUUGAGGAGGCUCUUAAUAAAACUACAGGGAGGAAGGGUGAGGAUUCUUUUAUUUUUCCAGUAUGCAGAAUCUACUUCAUAGCCAAAUUGCAUAGUUGUAAUGUUAUUCUGUUCCUGCCAUAUGAGUACUCACAGAGCCACUAACUUGUUUAUUUGAAACACAGGAACCUUGUGUACCAUGGGGAGAUUCUAAGUGAGGAUUAACUAUGCUUUAAACAAAACAUCACUGACUCUUACACUGGGGUAAAUUGUACGGUAUUUUCAGUGAAAUCUGUACGACACAGGAAAAAAAAGAAUGCGGGGACAUUUAUGUGAUGCUUUCAAUACAAACAAGGUAUCAAAAAUGGCAAUUACCUACUUUCUCCUCCAGCUUUCAAAUUCUAGAAUUUCAGAAAUAGCACAACUCAACACGUCCCCCCAGACCAUUGCCCUGUCGGGUGGAGCCGUCAGGUGGAAUGCAAAGCGACCCCACAGUCUGACACAAUACAAAAGGUGGGAAGCCUGACAGGAGCACGUCCCCACUAUCCUCCCAAAGCCACCUUCUGCAAUCCUCACCCACGCCCUUUGAACCUUACUUUAUGCGUCCAGAUGCGCUCUAGAUUAAGGAGGUUUUAAUGUCUGUUUAGUAGGAAGUCCGCACGCAUAUUGUUUCUCCAGUAUCUUUGCCAUCAUUGUUAGUGAAACCGUUGUGACAACUCUUAUUUCUAACACAUACUAAUUUUUUCAAUCUCUAAGUCUGAAUUUCAGCAAGGGUUAUUGGAAAUCAGACUAAUCACUCCUACUCUGCCAAAACAGUUUUCAAUAUGGGCAGGUGGAAAUAAAUGGGUUGUUCGUUUCUCUGCGCCUGCUGUCUGACCCGUUUCCAAGGCAGCAAAAACCUACAGGGACAUAAGAAAUGAGCUCGCUAUUACAUCUGUCACUGUAACCUAUCCCAGAGACAGCAUGUGAUGUUUACAUUUUUAUUUUUCUGAGCACCCCGCCCUGAUCAGAUGUGAAAAUUCCCAAUUCCUGUCAAUUGCCUCAUCUAUAAUGUGUGAUGGGUAGCCAGUCCGGUGGGCGCAGAGUGUUCGAUUGGGAUUUCAAAAAUGCUUUCCUAAUCCAUUUAGUUCUACUUUUCAUGUCAAUACAUACAAACCACAAUCAUUCAUAACACAGUGGCAAAACAUUCAUGCCUAAUGUAAAUUAAGAACUCCCAAAUAUGAAAGAGAACUAAAUAUUGUUCAAAUUGGUUAUUGUUCACAUUCAGAUUGAAAGGGAUUGUAAGCUUUUUCUAGGUGCGUUGCAGACAUUUUUAAGGCAGAACUGUGAAAAAUAUCACCUCUUAAAAAAUAUUAUUGAUACCAGAAUGUGUAUUUUACAAAAACAAAUUUAAUGACUGCACAAAUCUUUUUCACAUUAUGUAAUAGAGACAUAAUUCUUCCUUGGACAAAAUAAAAACAUAUGGUUCUUGG